CCCCGCCCCGCGGGCAUAAGAAGCCAGCGGGUCCCCGCGGUGCCGGACACGCCGCAUCGCUGGGACACAGCCCCGCCGCAGCCCGGAGGCUGGCGCUCCCAGCGUCCCCUCUGACGUCAGGGCCGCGCCACGACCAUGUCUGAGCUGGAGAAGGCGAUGAUCGCCAUCAUCGAUGCCUUCCACCAGUACUCCGGGAAGGAGGGAGACAAGCACAAGCUGAAGAAAUCAGAACUGAAGGAGCUCAUCAACAACGAGCUGAGCCACUUCCUCGGGGAAAUUAAAGACCAGGAGACUGUGGACAAAGUCAUGGAGGCACUGGACUGCGAUGGGGAUGCAGAGUGCGACUUCCAGGAGUUUGUGGCCUUCAUUGCAAUGGUCACUGCUGCUUGCCACGAGUUCUUUGAGCAUGAGUGAAGUGGUGGGAAGCAGGUGAGCCCUUCUGCUCAUGCUGGAGAGAGGCAAGGCAGCAUUGCUCCUCCAGGAAAAGGACUGGCCAUGAUUACAGACCCCUUAGAGUUCAGCUUGCGCUAGACUUAAGCAGCUUAUUAAAAGUGCUGUGGCUUUGUGAACAAGGAACACUUGUGUGGCUCAGGAAGGGCUCUUGGCUAGUGCCCAUUGGGCUGGGUGCAGUGAGAGAGUGCCUUGCCUCAAGCUCCUUCCCUGCUGUUUUAAGUCAGGAAUGUGCAUGGGGCUGGAAGCAGAGGAAUGCUGUGAUCCAAGCUCACAUGCAAAGGCAAAAAGGAAAUUCAGGAGUUGAAGGAAAAGGUGAUGCAGAGGGGCUGGUUUUGGAAACUUGCUGCUGAGCCCACUGGCCUGAAGGGGAAGGCUCCCAGUGAUUCCUGUGGGCUCCAGGCAUGGCAUUAGAAACCAGCUCCUGUCCCAUCACAGCUGCUCAGCAGAGCCCACCCAUUUCUGGUACAUUGAGAUGCCCUUGGCUUGCAAGGCAAAGUGUAACAAUCUAAAAGCAUAACCAUCUGACAGCUGAGGCUUUUCACUUGUUGAGCAUUCCUGCUUUUAGCAGCCUGCAGAACUGGAAGCAACAGCAUAUGAGGCUCCUGCACUGGGUCAGCUCCUGGGCCUGGGAUAUGCCUUGACAAGGUGUCCAGGCUCAGUGAGAAGGGAAGUGGGAGUGGCCCAGUGUGACCACAGACCAGGCACAGCCUCUUGAGUGUGUGGAAAUGACAAGGAAUAAAAUGUUGGUUUGGCCUCUGGUGAAAAA
Passer montanus (Eurasian tree sparrow) is the source of this 1219-nucleotide messenger RNA. RefSeq names its product S100 calcium binding protein B (gene S100B). Gene Ontology annotation, molecular function: calcium ion binding; RAGE receptor binding; S100 protein binding. The coding region runs from base 136 to 414 and encodes 92 amino acids. NCBI's taxonomy places the organism in Eukaryota, Metazoa, Chordata, Aves, Passeriformes, Passeridae. The record is from RefSeq and is a predicted model, not a curated record. Gene Ontology annotation, biological process: positive regulation of canonical NF-kappaB signal transduction; positive regulation of cell population proliferation. Gene Ontology annotation, cellular component: nucleus; cytoplasm. The transcript is spliced from 3 exons.